UGUCGCAAACUGCCGAGUGCUCUGAAGAGUUGGUCAGCCUAUUCCGAACUAGAGUCCACCCUCAGCUCCCUGGUAGGAAAAUUGCCGAUCUUGCAUAUGCUGCGAAAUCCGGCCAUGAAGGGAAGGCACUGGGCUGCCAUCAGUGACGUCACAAACCACCCCAAUCUCGAUCCCGAACACGUAGAUCUGACCACAAAGAUGAUCAUCGAUCUGCCCAUUGGACCUUCAGACAAGCCGCGUGAGGAGGUGGAGGAGAUCUGCGUGGGUGCGGCUAGAGAGAAGGAGAUUGAGGCCAAGCUUGUCAACAUCUCCACUGACUGGGCCGUUCAAGAUCUGGCGCUGGCUCAUUUUAAAACCCGUGGUGAGCUGCUGCUGAAAGGGGACCGUACGGCUGAGAUUCAAACCCUGCUGGAGGAUUCGCUGGUGACACUGAAUUCGCUGGCAAACAACAGGUCUGUAUAA
Molecule: messenger RNA, 462 nt
Organism: Dibothriocephalus latus
Lineage: Eukaryota; Metazoa; Platyhelminthes; Cestoda; Diphyllobothriidea; Diphyllobothriidae
Source: the annotation of a GenBank genome assembly